AUGUUCUCCUCAAUACGCUAUUCAGUUACGGCGGCAACACGAGUGGGCGCACAAGUCCGAUGGACGUCGAAGAGACCAGCUGCCUGCAUUCCCGAGCCUCGAGGUGAUAUCACAACCCCCUCCAAAUUCCUCUUCGCAAUCGGCCGCAACACGCACAAACUCGCCGCUCCAACCUUCCCAACCUGGGACUCCCUCUUCACCCUCUCCGCCUCCGAUCUCAAAUCCGCGGGACUAACACCCAAAGUUCGUCGCUACAUCCUGCAUCAACGUCAUAAGUUUGCGAUGGGGCAGGAGGUGAAGGAGGAGGGGUUGGUGCAGAAGUUUGGGGGUGGGGAGAGGAAGAGGAAGAUUUUGGGGACGGUUGGGAAGAGGAAUCCGAAGGCGGGUGUGUGGUGGUAUUAG
Messenger RNA from Saitoella complicata NRRL Y-17804, 402 nucleotides. RefSeq lists its product as uncharacterized. NCBI's taxonomy places the organism in Eukaryota, Fungi, Ascomycota, Saitoellomycetes, Saitoellales, Saitoellaceae. The coding region runs from base 1 to 402 and encodes 133 amino acids. Gene Ontology annotation, cellular component: mitochondrion. The transcript is spliced from 2 exons. The record is from RefSeq and is a predicted model, not a curated record.